UUUCUCAGGAGUUAUCGGAAACCAUCCUCACCAUGGUAGCCAAUUGCAGUAAUGUGAUGAAUAAGGCCAGACAACCGCCACCUGGAGUUAUGCCAAAAGGACGCCCUCCCAGUGCUAGCAGCUUAGAUGCCAUUUCUCCUGUUCAGAUUGACCCUCUUGCUGGAAUGGCAUCUCUUAGUAUUGGUGGUUCAGCUGCCCCUCACACACAGAGUAUGCAGGGUUUUCCUCCAAAUUUGGGUUCUGCAUUCAGCACCCCUCAGUCACCAGCAAAAGCAUUUCCACCCCUUUCAACCCCAAAUCAGACAACUGCAUUCAGUGGUAUUGGAGGGCUUUCAUCCCAGCUUCCAGUAGGUGGUCUUGGCACAAGCAGCCUGACUGGUAUAGGAACUGGGGCUCUUGGACUCCCUGCAGUGAAUAAUGAUCCUUUUGUACAGAGGAAACUGGGCACCUCUGGACUGAACCAGCCUACAUUCCAGCAGAGUAAGAUGAAACCUUCGGACUUGUCUCAGGUGUGGCCAGAGGCAAAUCAGCACUUUAGUAAAGAGAUAGAUGAUGAAGCAAACAGCUAUUUCCAACGAAUAUAUAAUCACCCACCACAUCCAACCAUGUCUGUUGAUGAGGUAUUAGAAAUGCUACAGAGAUUUAAAGACUCUACUAUAAAGAGGGAACGAGAAGUAUUUAACUGUAUGCUAAGGAACUUGUUUGAAGAAUAUCGGUUUUUCCCCCAGUACCCUGAUAAAGAGUUACAUAUAACAGCCUGCCUGUUUGGUGGGAUAAUUGAAAAAGGAUUGGUCACUUAUAUGGCACUAGGUCUGGCCCUGCGAUACGUUCUUGAAGCCUUACGCAAGCCAUUUGGAUCCAAAAUGUAUUAUUUUGGGAUUGCUGCACUAGAUAGAUUUAAAAAUAGAUUGAAGGACUAUCCACAGUAUUGUCAGCAUUUGGCUUCUAUCAGUCACUUUAUGCAAUUUCCACAUCAUUUACAGGAGUAUAUUGAGUACGGACAGCAGUCUAGAGAUCCUCCUGUGAAAAUGCAGGGCUCUAUUACAACCCCUGGAAGUAUUGCACUGGCUCAGGCCCAGGCCCAAGCCCAGGUUCCAGCAAAAGCUCCUCUUGCCGGUCAGGUUAGCACGAUGGUAACCACCUCAACAACCACCACUGUAGCUAAAACGGUUACAGUCACCAGGCCAACAGGAGUCAGCUUUAAGAAAGAUGUACCACCUUCUAUUAAUACUACAAAUAUAGAUACAUUGCUUGUGGCCACAGAUCAAACUGAGAGAAUUGUGGAGCCCCCAGAAAAUAUCCAAGAGAAAAUUGCUUUUAUCUUCAACAAUCUCUCACAGUCAAAUAUGACACAGAAGGUUGAAGAGCUAAAGGAAACUGUGAAGGAAGAAUUUAUGCCCUGGGUUUCACAAUAUCUGGUUAUGAAGAGAGUCAGUAUUGAACCAAACUUUCACAGUCUGUAUUCAAACUUUCUGGACACGCUGAAGAAUCCUGAAUUUAACAAGAUGGUUCUGAAUGAGACCUACAGAAACAUCAAAGUUCUCCUGACCUCUGAUAAAGCAGCGGCCAAUUUCUCAGAUCGUUCUUUGCUGAAGAACUUGGGACAUUGGCUAGGAAUGAUCACAUUAGCUAAAAACAAACCCAUCUUACACACUGACUUGGAUGUGAAAUCUUUGCUGCUAGAAGCUUAUGUUAAAGGACAACAAGAGUUGCUCUAUGUAGUGCCCUUUGUUGCCAAAGUCUUAGAGUCCAGCAUUCGUAGUGUGGUUUUUAGGCCACCAAACCCCUGGACAAUGGCAAUUAUGAAUGUAUUAGCUGAACUACAUCAGGAACAUGACUUAAAGUUAAACUUGAAGUUUGAGAUUGAGGUCCUCUGCAAGAACCUUGCAUUAGACAUUAAUGAGCUAAAACCUGGAAACCUCCUAAAGGAUAAAGAUCGCCUAAAGAACUUGGAUGAGCAACUCUCUGCUCCAAAGAAAGAUGUUAAGCAGCCAGAAGAACUCCCUCCGAUCACAACUACAACAACUUCUACAACACCAGCUACCAGCACCACCUGUACGGCCACAGUUCCCCCACAGCCCCAGUACAGCUACCAUGACAUCAAUGUCUAUUCCCUGGCGGGCCUGGCACCACACAUUACUCUAAACCCAACAAUACCCUUGUUUCAGGCCCAUCCACAGUUGAAACAGUGUGUGCGUCAAGCAAUUGAACGGGCUGUCCAGGAGCUGGUCCAUCCUGUGGUGGAUCGAUCAAUUAAGAUUGCCAUGACUACUUGUGAGCAAAUAGUCAGGAAGGAUUUUGCUCUGGAUUCUGAGGAAUCUCGAAUGCGAAUAGCAGCUCAUCAUAUGAUGCGUAACUUGACAGCUGGAAUGGCUAUGAUUACUUGCCGUGAACCUUUGCUCAUGAGCAUAUCUACCAACCUGAAAAACAGUUUUGCCUCAGCCCUUCGUACUGCAUCCCCACAACAAAGAGAAAUGAUGGAUCAGGCAGCUGCUCAGUUAGCACAGGACAAUUGUGAAUUAGCUUGCUGCUUUAUUCAGAAGACUGCAGUAGAAAAAGCAGGCCCUGAGAUGGACAAGAGAUUAGCAACUGAAUUUGAGCUGCGGAAACAUGCUAGGCAAGAAGGGCGCAGAUACUGUGAUCCUGUUGUGUUAACAUAUCAAGCUGAGCGGAUGCCAGAGCAAAUCAGGCUGAAAGUUGGUGGUGUGGACCCAAAGCAGCUGGCUGUUUAUGAAGAGUUUGCACGCAAUGUGCCUGGCUUCUUGCCUACAAAUGACUUAAGUCAGCCCACAGGAUUUUUAGCUCAGCCCAUGAAGGCUGUAGAGGGCUUAUUAGAUGCUACAAGUGGUGCUGAUGCUGACUUACUGCUGCGAUACAGGGAGUGCCACCUCUUGGUCCUAAAAGCUUUGCAGGAUGGCCGGGCAUAUGGGUCUCCAUGGUGCAACAAACAGAUUACAAGGUGCCUAAUUGAAUGUCGGGAUGAAUAUAAAUAUAACGUGGAGGCUGUGGAGUUGCUGAUUCGCAAUCAUUUGGUUAAUAUGCAGCAGUACGAUCUUCACCUGGCUCAGUCAAUGGAGAAUGGUUUAAACUACAUGGCUGUGGCAUUUGCUAUGCAAUUGGUAAAAAUCCUGCUGGUGGAUGAAAGAAGUGUUGCCCAUGUUACUGAGGCAGAUCUGUUCCACACCAUUGAAACCCUCAUGAGGAUUAAUGCUCAUUCCAGAGGCAACGCUCCAGAAGGAUUGCCUCAGCUGAUGGAAGUAGUGCGAUCCAACUAUGAAGCAAUGAUUGAUCGUGCUCAUGGAGGCCCUAACUUUAUGAUGCAUUCUGGGAUCUCUCAAGCCUCAGAGUACGAUGACCCUCCAGGCCUGAGGGAGAAGGCAGAGUAUCUUCUGAGGGAAUGGGUGAAUCUCUACCAUUCAGCAGCAGCUGGCCGUGACAGUACCAAAGCUUUCUCUGCGUUUGUUGGACAGAUGCACCAACAAGGAAUACUGAAGACUGAUGACCUCAUAACAAGGUUCUUUCGUCUAUGUACUGAAAUGUGUGUUGAAAUCAGUUAUCGUGCUCAGGCUGAGCAGCAGCACAAUCCUGCUGCUAAUCCCACCAUGAUCCGAGCCAAGUGCUACCACAACCUGGAUGCCUUUGUCCGACUCAUUGCACUUCUAGUGAAGCACUCAGGGGAGGCCACCAACACUGUCACAAAGAUUAAUCUGCUGAACAAGGUCCUUGGUAUAGUAGUGGGAGUUCUCCUGCAGGAUCACGAUGUUCGGCAAAGUGAAUUUCAGCAGCUUCCGUACCAUCGAAUAUUUAUCAUGCUGCUCUUGGAACUCAAUGCACCUGAGCAUGUGUUGGAAACCAUUAAUUUCCAGACACUUACAGCUUUCUGCAAUACAUUCCACAUCUUGAGGCCUACCAAAGCUCCUGGCUUUGUGUAUGCCUGGCUUGAACUGAUCUCCCAUCGGAUAUUUAUUGCAAGAAUGCUGGCACAUACGCCACAGCAGAAGGGGUGGCCUAUGUAUGCACAGCUACUGAUUGAUUUAUUCAAAUAUUUAGCUCCUUUCCUUAGAAAUGUGGAACUCACCAAACCUAUGCAAAUCCUCUACAAGGGCACUUUAAGAGUGCUGCUGGUUCUUUUGCAUGAUUUCCCUGAGUUCCUUUGUGAUUACCAUUAUGGGUUCUGUGAUGUAAUCCCACCUAAUUGUAUCCAGUUAAGAAAUUUGAUCCUGAGUGCCUUCCCAAGAAACAUGAGGCUCCCAGACCCAUUCACUCCUAAUCUGAAGGUGGACAUGUUGAGUGAAAUUAACAUUGCACCCCGGAUUCUCACCAAUUUCACUGGGGUGAUGCCACCUCAGUUUAAAAAGGAUUUGGAUUCCUAUCUUAAAACUCGAUCGCCAGUCACUUUUCUGUCUGAUCUGCGCAGCAACCUACAGGUAUCCAAUGAGCCUGGCAAUCGCUACAACCUCCAGCUCAUCAAUGCACUGGUGCUCUACGUAGGGACUCAGGCUAUUGCACACAUCCACAACAAGGGCAGCACACCUUCAAUGAGCACCAUCACCCACUCAGCACACAUGGACAUCUUCCAGAACCUGGCUGUGGAUUUGGACACUGAGGGUCGGUAUCUUUUCUUGAAUGCAAUUGCAAAUCAGCUGCGGUACCCAAAUAGCCACACUCACUACUUCAGCUGCACCAUGCUGUACCUUUUUGCAGAGGCCAACACUGAAGCUAUCCAGGAACAGAUCACAAGGGUUCUCUUGGAACGGUUGAUUGUAAAUAGGCCACAUCCUUGGGGUCUUCUUAUUACCUUCAUUGAGCUGAUUAAAAAUCCAGCAUUUAAGUUCUGGAAUCAUGAGUUUGUACACUGUGCCCCAGAAAUUGAAAAGUUAUUCCAGUCGGUUGCACAGUGCUGCAUGGGGCAGAAGCAGGCUCAGCAAGUAAUGGAAGGGACAGGUGCCAGUUAGAUGGAACUGCAGCUCCGUUGCAAAGGUUUCAGCCUGGAGAUCCCACUGCGCCAAGUUGAUAAACUGAAGAAUUCUUUUCAGCUCUUCCUGACCUUCCAGCCCUUUGGUUCUCGGGUAUCUGCCCCAACUGCUGGUUGGGUCAGCCUCCUGUCUAUGUGGGUUCCAAAGUUUAAUGCAUUUUUUUGACUCUUGGCCAAAAUUUAGAAGAUGCUGUGAAUAUCAUUUUGAACUUGUGUAAAUAUAUGAAAGAGAAAAAACCUUUGUCUGGAACUUCUUGGGUUUGUGCAAAAUGUGUCCAAGGUAAAUACAUAAAUUUGUACCUUGUAAGAGACAGCUGAAGCCAUGCACUUUUCUGAGGGCAUAGCUCCAUGUCUUCUGACAUUCUUGGUGUCCCAUAGAACAGCAAAAAGCCAGUUUAAAUACUGUGCAACUUUUUAAAAAAAAUGUGGACAGGGGACCUUGGAAAUCACUAAAUUAUUUAAAAUGUGGUUGUGCUAGAAUUCAGUGUGCAACGGAACAUGGGGAGGGCUCUCAGUUGAGAUCUCAUGGGUUUUUGUUUUGCUUCUAUCUAAAGCUGCCAGCAGGGAAAGCAACAGUUGUACUAACUGUUUAUAUAUACACUGUGCCUGUGAGACAAGGUCAGCUCUCCCUAUAGGGGACACCAGACCAGGCCUAAAGCUCCCCCAUCCCUCUCCUAAUACUUGUAAAUUGUAGGGAAAGGAAAGGGAACCAAAUCAUAUGAACUGUCAUCCCCCAUUUAUCCCACUGAACAGCCAUAUCGGCUGAGUUGAACAACAAAUAAGUUUUUUUUUAAAAAGACCAAUACAGCACCUUUUGUAAGGAUUUCGAAUGUUUUGGAGAUGUAUUGGUUGCUAUGUUGUAUUUUGUAGCCUUUCUAGUUCCUGAGCUUUAGCUCUCCCACUUCUUAAAUGUGGAUGCAUACUGUAGUUAAACAUUAAAGUCAUGACACACA
Messenger RNA from Galeopterus variegatus (Sunda flying lemur), 5928 nucleotides. RefSeq names its product CCR4-NOT transcription complex, subunit 1 (gene CNOT1). Gene Ontology annotation, molecular function: molecular adaptor activity. NCBI's taxonomy places the organism in Eukaryota, Metazoa, Chordata, Mammalia, Dermoptera, Cynocephalidae. The record is from RefSeq and is a predicted model, not a curated record. Gene Ontology annotation, cellular component: P-body; CCR4-NOT core complex. Gene Ontology annotation, biological process: nuclear-transcribed mRNA catabolic process, deadenylation-dependent decay. The coding region runs from base 33 to 4955 and encodes 1640 amino acids. The transcript has 32 exons.